AUGAAUCCUAAUUCAUCCUCUCGCUCAUCAUCAUCAUCAUCAUCAUCAUCAUCAUCAUCAUCAUCAUCAUCAUCAUCAUCAUCAUCAUCAUCAUCAUCAUCAUCAUCAUCAUCAUCAUCAUCAUCAUCAUCAUCAUCAUCAUCAUCAUCAUCAUCAUCAUCAUCAUCAUCAUCAUCAUCAUCAUCAUCAUCAUCAUCAUCAUCAUCAUCAUCAUCAUCAUCAUCAUCAUCAUCAUCAUCAUCAUCAUCAUCAUCAUCAUCAUCAUCAUCAUCAUCAUCAUCAUCAUCAUCAUCAUCAUCAUCAUCAUCAUCAUCAUCAUCAUCAUCAUCAUCAUCAUCAUCAUCAUCAUCAUCAUCAUCAUCAUCAUCAUCAUCAUCAUCAUCAUCAUCAUCAUCAUCAUCAUCAUCAUCAUCAUCAUCAUCAUCAUCAUCAUCAUCAUCAUCAUCAUCAUCAUCAUCAUCAUCAUCAUCAUCAUCAUCAUCAUCAUCAUCAUCAUCAUCAUCAUCAUCAUCAUCAUCAUCAUCAUCAUCAUCAUCAUCAUCAUCAUCAUCAUCAUCAUCAUCAUCAUCAUCAUCAUCAUCAUCAUCAUCAUCAUCAUCAUCAUCAUCAUCAUCUUUCUAG
This is a messenger RNA of Schistosoma margrebowiei, 621 nucleotides long. The record is from the annotation of a GenBank genome assembly. NCBI's taxonomy places the organism in Eukaryota, Metazoa, Platyhelminthes, Trematoda, Strigeidida, Schistosomatidae.